AUGAAGGUUCUGACGUUGCCUCCCGCCAUAGCCACGUUCGUUAUAGUGGUCCUCGGCGAGGAGAAUCUUUCAGCGCGGAAAGAGGCGGCUCUUGCGGCGGAGAUAAAGCGCCUCAAGAAGGAGGCGAAUCGGCUGAACACCCCCAGCACCUUCUCUCGCUCUGCACUUCUAACUCGCACUGCCACUGCCAAGGAGAAAGAGCUGAACGCCUUGAAGGCGCAGCCAUCCCGUAUCUGGUGGACGCUGAUUCGCUUUGUCCUCCCAUACACCAUACAGGCAUGCGCCUAUGUGCUGCUGGUGCUCUCGUUCCGCUCCAAGCCCGUUGUCAUUCUGCCGGUGGACGUCGUCUAUCCAUUCGGCCUGACGGCCAUCCCCCCGGCUGUUCUGCACCUCUCAGAACUCUCCGACCUCUCUCUGGCCGGCAAUCAAAUCAAAUCCAUCCCUCCUGAGAUCGCCAACCUGUCCAAACUGCGCCGGCUGGGUCUAGCAGGCAACAGGCUGCAGCGGCUGCCACCUGAAAUCGGCCAUCUGACGCAGCUGGAGGGGCUGUGGCUUCACGGGAACCUGCUUCACGAGCUCCCAGACGAGAUCGGCCACCUCACAGCGCUGCGCUUCCUGGCUCUCGCAGGCAACCAGUUGACGCGGUUACCACACACGCUGGGCAGGUUGACGGCACUGCAGGUGCUGUCCGUCGCUGGUAACCAGCUCGAAGAGUUACCACAAAGCAUCGGGUCGCUCGCCUCUCUAAGGGUCCUAGCUGCCUACGGCAACGCUCUCACAGCCCUACCACCCUCCAUCACCCACCUCUCCUACCUUCAGGAGCUCUUUCUUCAAGGCAACCGCAUAUCCUCCCUCCCUCCGCUCUCUCUGCGCUCCCUCCGCCAACUCUCACUUGCCGACAACUGCCUGUCAGCCAUCCCACAAGGCACGCUAGCACAGCUGCCCUUUCUUGAAUCUCUCUGGCUCUACGGCAAUUCUAUCGCUCACCUGCCACCAGACCUAGCAGACUGCUCUCGCCUUGCCAACCUCUGGCUCGAGGGCAAUCCUCUCUCGCUCUCCCACACCAGUCUCUCCGACACCUUUCAUCGAAUCAAGACUGUGGGGGUAGACUCGCAGCAGCUGGUACCAUCACAGGGCAUGCAGCCACCUCUUCCAAGCAACGUGCUUGUCAGCCGGCUGGCAGGGACUGGGGCAGCGCAACGAGACGGUGGCUAUUUCAAGGUGCAGCCAUGGCAGCACGUAAAUUCUGCGUCAGAGGCAGAGGGCCACCGCUCUGAAGUGCUGGUUGUGGCCUUUGGCAGCGCUCCAGCCGUGCCCAACUGGGCGGGGCUGCUGCGCAAGGUGAAGGGAGACAUGGGUCUCACAGCAGCCAUGGGAGGAACCACCACACCCUUUGACACACUCUACGUCGUCGAUUCCACCCGCUCCUGGUACACGCAUGCUCCCCUCUCCACACUCACAUCAGCAGCAAGCAAUGCGAACCUGGCGCCACCUCCUAUGCUCUCUCAUGUCGGUGCCUUCUCCAUGAACCAAGGCUCGACUGGUUGA
This is a messenger RNA of Closterium sp. NIES-65, 1548 nucleotides long. The record is from the annotation of a GenBank genome assembly. Lineage: Eukaryota; Viridiplantae; Streptophyta; Zygnematophyceae; Desmidiales; Closteriaceae.